AUGCCCCCGGCCACCGCCACUGGUCCCGGCCACCGCCACUGGUCCCCGGCCACCACCGCUGGUCCCCGGCCAGCAUCGCUGGGGCUUCACAUGGGGUGUGAAGCCACCUCCGGACAGGAGCCGGGUGUGAGUGGCACUGGGGAGCAGCCGGGGUUCAGCCCACCGCAGGCUGCAGGAGGGACGUGCCCCGGGCUGCGGCAGGAGGUGCCCGGGGAGGCAUCGCUGUCGGAGAGCAGUGGCUGUGCCCUGGAGGAGCCCCCAUCUGCACCGGCUGAGGCCGUGGAGGAUCUGGGGACAGGGAGGAGAUCCCUGCCCCGCUGCCACCUGCACACUGGCAGGGAAAGGGACUGCACGGCCAGACAGUGGACUGACACAAAGAUUCCCAACUUCUCCUGCACCUUGUACGCGCUGAGGGUGAGCCACCGGGCCCAAGUGCACGGGGAAUCGGUGCACUUCAAGAAGGAGAAGAGGCGUGUGGUGGUGGCAGACCAGUACCGGAGAUCCAGGACAAAUGCAGAGGCAUCCGCAUCUGCCUCAGGCCAGCAGCCCGCCGCCUGCAACGGGUGCUUCCGCGCUGUGGUGGUCUUCGAGUUCACCAAGGAGCCGGAGGGGCCCUUCAGCAUCGGGCGGUACGUCACUGCCGUCGCCGAGAGCCAGUUGGCCAAGGACCUGGGGCCCUCGGCGCCUUUCCAGCCUUACCAGGCCAGCCUCCAGCGCCCUGUCACCGUCGUCACGGAGGACGGCAUUCCCCCUGACAGCUCCCUGAAAAAUGAACUGGAGAAGGAGAUCCCCCUGGGCGCCUACCACUACCCAAAGAGCCUCAAGCGUCACACCGGCCGUUCGGCGCAGGUACCCGGUGUGGCCGAGAACCGCCCGUCCGUGCUGAAGGGGGACCACCUCUUCGCCCACCUGAGCAGUGAGCGGGGCCACUCCCCACUCGUCCAGUACAAGGGCUACGUGCACGGCGUGGAGCUGGAGAAGGUCAGGCUGGGCUUCUCCUCCAAGCUGCAGAAGAAGUUUGUGAACAACCUGAAGUUCGACGUGACCUUCACCUUCAACCGGCUGCCACUGCAGGCGAACGAGGAGCAGUGCAAAGCCGUGACGCACAUCGUGACGGGGAUGUCCAGGCCAGCCCCGUACCUCAUCUUUGGCCCUCCUGGGACCGGCAAGACGGUCACCCUUGUGGAAGCCAUCAAGCAGGUAUGGACGUGCUUCAAGGACGCCCGAAUCUUGGCCUGCGCCCCUUCCAACAAUGCCGCAGACCUGCUGUGCCAGCGCCUCAUCAAGGACAUCGCUCCCCGGUACAUCUACAGGCUCAUCGCCAACUCCAGGAACUACCAGGAGGUGCCUGCCGAUAUCAGGCCCUGCUGCAACUGGGACGAUGAGCAGAGCUGCUACGUGUACCCGAGCAAGGAGCACCUGGGGCGCUACCGGAUCCUCAUCACCACACUGGUGACAGCAGGAAGGCUGGCGUCGGCCAACUUCCCCCCAGGGUUUUUCUCCCACGUCUUCAUCGAUGAGUGCGGUCAGGCGGUAGAGCCGGAGAGCGUAGUCGCCAUCGCAGGGCUCCUCAACGCCAUGGACCAGGAGACCAACCCCAACGGGGGACAGCUGGUGCUGGCAGGGGACCCCCAGCAGCUGGGCCCUGUCCUGAGGUCGCCGCUGGCCAUCAAGCAUGGCUUGGGCACCUCGCUGCUGGAGAGGCUGAUGCUGCACAACCCCCUGUACAAGAAGUCGAGCGGAGGAUACGACCCGCAGUUCGUCACCAAACUGCUCUGGAACUACAGGUCCCACGAGGCCAUCCUCAAGAUCCCCAACGAGCUCUUCUACGACAGCGAGCUGAAAGCCUGCGAGAGCGACGAGCUCGACGUCCGGAGUCUGUAUUGCGCCUGGGAGGAGCUUCCCAAAAAAGGCUUCCCCAUCAUCUUCCACGGGGUCUGCGGGGAAGAUCGGAGAGAGGCCAAGAGCCCUUCAUUCUUCAACACGGCUGAGAUCGAGGUGCUUGUCCACUACCUCAAGAAGCUGCUGCAGAGCCGGGGCAAGGGGGGCUGCCCCAGCGUCUCGCCCAAGGAGGUCGGCAUCAUCUCUCCCUACAGAAAGCAGGUGGAGAAGAUCCGGAAAGCCAUCACCUCCCUGGACCCUCUCCUGAAGAAGUUGCCAGACAUCAGCCUACUGAAGGUGGGCUCCGUGGAGGAGUUCCAGGGCCAGGAGCGGCGCGUCAUCCUCAUCUCCACCGUGCGCAGCUGCAGCGAGUACUUCCCACUCGACCAGACCUUCAAUCUGGGCUUCCUCAAGAACCCCAAGACUCGAAGGCGGCGUUACCGGCAGAGCUGGGCAGAGACGCUGCCCCAGCGCCGCUCCCGGGAGCAGAGCGCUUCUGGCAGCGGCCAAACCCGGCUCUGCCCACAGACGGGGCUGAAAGCUGCCCCGGGCAAGUCUGUAUAA
Messenger RNA from Charadrius vociferus (killdeer), 2445 nucleotides. RefSeq names its product Mov10 RISC complex RNA helicase (gene MOV10). Gene Ontology annotation, molecular function: RNA binding; 5'-3' RNA helicase activity. Lineage: Eukaryota; Metazoa; Chordata; Aves; Charadriiformes; Charadriidae. The record is from RefSeq and is a predicted model, not a curated record.